Molecule: messenger RNA, 522 nt
Organism: Salvia splendens (bonfire salvia)
Lineage: Eukaryota; Viridiplantae; Streptophyta; Magnoliopsida; Lamiales; Lamiaceae
Exons: 4
Coding region: 1-522 (173 amino acids)
Source: RefSeq, a predicted model, not a curated record
AUGAACAACCACCGUAUGACUCCGGAGGCAGCGGCGCAAUUCGGUGAUGGAAUUCAGAUGGUUCUUUAUCGGCGAGCUGCACUGCGGAUGGCCAUCGAAAACGGGUGGGAUGGCCGCGACUCUCCUCAGAAAUCGCAGCAGCUCGGCCACAACCUCUUCAAUUUCCUCACUCAAUCGAAAGAUCAAGUGUAUAUUGAUGAUGUUGCAGAAAAGUUUAUGGUAAUGCGCGAAGAAUGUUUAGAAGGUCAGUUUGAUUCGAUAAAGAAGCUGCGAGAAACAAAUGUUCCAAGUGUUUCGUAUAAUAGACAGCCCAACAACGAUGACGAGGAAGACAGUGAUGAAGAUGAUGCAAUUAUAGAGAACAAUAUGUCAGCAAUGGAAGUUGAUGCUCCACAACCACAUCGCCAAUUGGAUCACAAUCUGACUGAUAUUGUGGCUGAUGAAAGUAGCACGAAAGAUACUCCUCAAGUUGUGGAUGAAUGGACUGUUGUUUCAAAAAAGAGUAAAGGGAGAAAGAAUUGA